This is a messenger RNA of Trichosurus vulpecula (common brushtail), 3182 nucleotides long. It is a transcript of the gene IRAG2, whose product is annotated as inositol 1,4,5-triphosphate receptor associated 2. Lineage: Eukaryota; Metazoa; Chordata; Mammalia; Diprotodontia; Phalangeridae. The record is from RefSeq and is a predicted model, not a curated record. The coding region runs from base 1 to 2520 and encodes 839 amino acids. The transcript is spliced from 25 exons. Gene Ontology annotation, cellular component: endoplasmic reticulum membrane.
AUGGACAAAGAAAAGAUGGUGUUGCUGAGAGAACCUGAGCAAAUGGGAACAGAAUUUACUGCUAUCCUUCAAAAACUGGAUCUCAAACAUGACCUAGAAACAAAGCUAAAUCUCUGCAUUCUAAAACUGAGCCUCUUGGGAAACUACAAAGAAUCUCUUGAUAAAGAGUUCAUUAAAGUGGUAGGGAAUCUGAAGAGAUCCAAGCACGAAUAUCACCGUGUCAAGAAAGAAUUAUAUUUCAGAGAGAAACAGUUAGACACCAUUAAAAGGUCACAAGAAGAUGCAGUGAACAAGGGAGACACACUUAGGAAGCAACUCCAAGAAGCUGUCAAAGAACUGAAGAAUGCCAAGCAGCAGGCUAAGGAUCAAGAACAGGCCCUCCAUGCUGCCAAGGAAAAAGCGGAGUCUCUGCAGCACAAGUUGGAGGAAGCUGUUUCUGAGGGGCAAGAUUUCCAAGCAUUAAACAUCACCUUAUCAAAUGCUUGCCAGAUACUUGGACAGAAGACAAGAAAACUGAAACAUCUUUCUAAAUUACAUCACACACUCAUCUGCAUGUACUUUAACUUCUUAGAAAUUUGGGAUGUCCAUACCAUGCUGAAAUUCAAUGAUAUAUCUUUCAGAGCUAUUGAGAGCUGUUUAAAUGGAAAUUUGUCACAUCAUGAUUCCUUAUUCACCACGAGUUUAAUUCAAGAACCACUAAAAGAACAAGUGAGACUAUUCUGCCUCAAGAAUUCUUGUGUUCAAGAAGCAGGAAUACAUGAGCCACCCUUGAACUUGGAGCUUGCAGGCUGGUACAGACCUCUGCUAGAUGCCUUACAUCUAGAAAGCUUAACAAAGCCACCGAGACUGAACAAAGCAAAUCUCUCAUGUAUGUCAAACAGAGUCCAUUUUUCAUGUGAAAGAUCAGACUAUGGAGAAGUGAAAGAUGAGUCUGCUUUGGACAUAACACUCAAAGGACACAAGUGCUCAGUUGUCUCAGUUGGUGUCCAGACAACUGCACAUCUUCUUGCUUCCACCACAAUGGAUGAUCUAUGUGUGAAGGAGAGCCUGGUUCAUCAGUUACCACCUGAGGGUUUGCUACAGGCAAGUGAGUAUCCCACACCAUCCCCUGGACACACUUCUUCUAUGAACAGUACUGUACCCUCCAGUGAUUCAAGCUCUGGAUUUUUGACUAUGGCCUCGGAUCAUCUUGAUUCCAAACUGCAGUAUGAAAAAGAGGAAACGGCAGCAGCAGCCUCUAUAAUGAUAGAAAACCAAGGUAAAAAUUUAGCUAAUGAAGAUAUUCCUCUUCACAUUUCUAUGGAUGAAAAGAAAACCACGUUAAAUUUGGAAACCAAAGAAAGGCCUGAAGCAAUUACAGAGUGUAAAGAAGAAUAUGCCAUUGGAGGAGAAACUGCUGCUUCUACUAUUCCUGUAACCAGCGUUAAAUCAGUCAGCUUUAGACAAAGUGACCACAGCAUUUCUACAAAUGAAAAAGAGGUAGAGGCUGAAUUUCUUAGAUUAUCUUUGGGAUUUAAGUGUGACUGGUUUACCUUGGAGAAAAGAGUCAAGCUUGAAGAGAGGUCUCGGGAUCUGGCUGAAGAGAAUCUAAAGAAGGAGAUCACUAACUGUUUAAAGUUAUUAAAGUCUUUAAUAACUCUCUGUGAAGAUGAUAACCAAGCCCAGGAAAUCAUUAAGAAGCUGGAGAAGAGUUUAAAGUUCCUUAACCAGUGCACAAUGAGAGUUGCUAGCAAGGCGGAGAUGCUGGGAGCCAUUAAUCAGGAAAGCCGAGUCAGUAAAGCAGUGGAAGUAAUGAUUCAGCAUGUUGAAAACUUGAAGCGAAUGUAUGCCAAAGAACAUGCGGAAUUAGAAGAGCUGAAACAAGCUCUCCUUCAGAAUGAAAGGCCUUUUAGCACCCUUGAAAAUGAAGAUGAAACUCAAACUAAAAAGCGUUCAGCAUCUCUAAAUUCUAAGCCAUCUUCUCUUCGAAGAGUCAGCAUUGCAACAUUGCCCAGGAAUUUUGGAAAUACGGGAUUGAUAUCAGGAAUUGAAAAAAAUGACCGCUUCAGUAGGAGGUCAAGUAGUUGGCGUAUUUUGGGAUCGAAGCAAAGUGAACAUCGUUCAUCACUUCAGCACUUCAGUAGUACAUAUUCUUGGGCUGAUGAUGAGGGAGAGAAAUGUGAUUCAAAAGAUAAAGAAGAAUCAGAACCACCUGCUGAGGAAAUUUUAGAGGAAACAAGAAAGCUUAGCCUUUCUGAAAAGAAGAAAAAUCAGUCCAGAUGGGAUGUUUCUUCACUUUCUGGCAUAGGAGCAACCUGGGUGUGUGAUCUGAAGACCUCCUUCCAAAAGACGACUCUAACCCUCUGGAUUUCUGUCGUGCUUAUUGUACUGUUUGCAGCUUUUAUGAGUUUUCUUACAGGCCGAUUUUUCCAAAGGCCUGUAGAUGCUGCUCCUGCUGAGAAUGGGGGCUCCUGGACUUCUCUUCAACAAACUCUGUGGCCUUAUACCAAACUCCAACACAAUGGGCCCCCACCAGUAUAAAUGGCAGCAUGCAACACCAAUCACAUGUUGAGUUUUAAAUCAACCUCUAAAUCAGUCAUUUUACUCUGGAAAGUUGUUUUAUUAUUUUAGUAUAAAAAGUGAGACAUAGAAAAACUCCACUUUUUAGAAAUGUUUCUGUCAUUCUUAUGUUCCCAAUAAUUUUCUAAGACUAAGCUAAUGAAUAUUAUUCUCUUCUCAAAGUACAUAGGAAAUCUGUGAUUUUUAGUGAACCUUACGAAGAAAGUUUGUACUGUUUUAUCCAUUGUGAAACGUUAAAGAAAUAAAGAAUCAUGACAGUUUUAAUAGGAUGGUAGUUGAAUUCUCAACAUGCCUAAAUGUCCUAUUAUAGUGCUUUCAUUCAAAAAUAAAAUUUGUGUGUAAAAAUGGUAAGCAGACAACUUUAAUGCAAAGUUUAAGGUAUACUUCUCUUGUAAUAUUGAGCUGAAUGAAUACCUGAUUUUUUUCAAAUGUACUUGAUUCACCAAAUUAACAGUGUGUAGGCAUUAAGAAUAGGUUAGCACUCUAACAGAGAGCAGAAGUUUGCACACAGAAUCAAUAAAUAGGUGGUUUGAAUUCCUGAUUUUCUGCAGUGCUGCUUCACUGGUAAAGUCUUUGAUCAUGUGAUACAAAGUGGAAUGAAAUUCAGUAUCAUCUUGUAAUUC